Molecule: messenger RNA, 2732 nt
Organism: Dinoponera quadriceps
Lineage: Eukaryota; Metazoa; Arthropoda; Insecta; Hymenoptera; Formicidae
Product: RPA-interacting protein-like
Exons: 3
Coding region: 164-820 (218 amino acids)
Biological process (GO): protein import into nucleus
Cellular component (GO): nucleus
Source: RefSeq, a predicted model, not a curated record
UCGUGUCAUUUGUGAUGCGCAUUUCACACUGAAUGCAAAAGCCACAACGCGCAUGCGUACAGAGUUGCUCCAUAUUGGAAUCUAAACGAAUUUGACGUUUUUCUCUUCGUGGAAAAUUCAUAUUUCUUCUAUUCAGCUCGAUUUUGUCAGCAGAAUAAAAGUCAUGGCAAACAGCCUGACGAAUUCGACGAAAUUGAGGAGCAGAGAUUACGCGAAUAAAGUUAGACACGGAUCGCCACGGUUGCAGGAGAUGUUGCGAGAGAAAUGUCGUCAGAGAAUGCGAGAGAGACGGAAUCAACUGUUCAACAGACAUAGAUUUGGUUCUGAACUCAAUUCGAGACACAUACAGGAUAAAUUGACGGAAAUAAUACGCGAAGAAAUAAAAAAUCUAACAUUAGAUUGGAAAGAGAAUAUAUCUCAAGAGACAGAUGAGUUUUUGACUGAGGAGCAAAUGUUUGAUUUGGAAAAUGAAGUUAUUAGAGAACAAGAGCAAUGGAUGCUGCAAGAGUAUGAUAGAAUCUCGCAAGAGGAAGACGAAUAUCUGGCAAUAUUGGCUGAUAACGAGAGCAAUGAUGUGACCUGUCCAACCUGCCAGAAAGCUAUGUUAGCCGAAGAAAGUAAUUGUCUGACCUGCGCAGCUUGCGGACUGAUGUUGGCCGGUCGUACUAUGCAAGAAGCGAAACGUUUGAUCGACAAAUGUGUGUAUGAGCAUGCAACCAAUUGCAUCAAAACGCCAACGUUCACAGUAAUAUCCGAGAGUGGUAACAUCAAUUUGUACAUGGUGUGUUACGACUGUUCUACUUUAGCAUUGAUUUGCUGAUUGUCUACAAUUAAUUUCGGCUAGCUUUCUGAAGCAAGAGCGAAGUCGUUAAAUAGAAAUGCAGAACAUCGAUUACGUCAAUGCGCUUUGAAUAGAACAUGACAUUUUGUUACUGUGUGAUUUGUAUUAUAAGUUAAUUUCAAUGUGUUCCUUAAAAUUUGUACGAUACAGGACUCUGUCCAAAAAAAUGUUGCUUGACUUUAUUAUAGAAUUGUAUUAAUUUAUGUUGUGACUCGUUCAACUUAAUAGAAAUCAAUUAUCAGAUUUGUCUUUUGUCUCGAUACAAAUAAAUUCAGGAAAGAAUAUUUCGAUGUUUACAAAAGAUUGUAUUCAUAAAAUUGUAUAUACACAUAUAUAUAUGUAUAUUUGUACUCCAAUUUAUUUCAAUUGCCCCGCAAUUGUAUCGCAGUCAAUUUCUCAGCAUAAUCAUUGAUAACGGUCAAAAAUGAAAAAAAUGUGAUACGGGUAUAAAUAAAAUAAAAUACAUCAAUUCGGGUUUCUUCAUAUGUUGUAACAUUAAAGUAAUAACAGUAUAUGAGUCUUCAUGAUUAUAUGAUACAUAUUGUACAAAAGAACAUCCCUUUCGCUGAGUUCGCUUAUAUUACCUAUCACUUACACAUGUAUAUACACGUUGUAAGUUAAGUGAGGGCGUCUGUAUAUCGUGUCGUGCGUAAAAAGUCUUUUGAACAACGAAUCAUUUCAGAAUACACGUGAAAACAACAAUUUAAAGAAACAGAACAUAACACCUCCUCGGAGUAUUGGACGUUUCGUUUUCCGUAAUAUUUGACUGCACACUGCAAUUCACGCUGCAAUAUGCAGAAGCCCUCCGUAGCUUAAGCUCUAUUCGGUAGAGUCAAACCUUUUUGUAAAUGAUUUGUACAUUAUCACAUGAUACUUCCAUAUUAAAGAUCUUAUAUUGCAUAACGUUGUAAACAUAAGUGUUACGUGUUUGAGCAACCCCCUUUUUAUCGUCCAUGCAAUCAUCGCCCUAUGUGUAAUUCCUUCUGCUGACUCGACUGUGCAGGACAAUUCGACGGCAGCGCAAUUUAUCAAAUGCUAUAUCAGUAUGAUCAAUAUAUCGAUAGCCUACGUGUUCAAAAGUUACUUGCAUCUUUAUACCUCAAGUCACGCCCUCCAUCAAGUUAUCCCUUUCAUAAUUGUCUUCGACUGCACUCUGUCGGAACGAUGAGUUAUGGCACUGAUUUUCGUUACAUCUUCGACAAUAGGAUACAAUUGGCGGCAUAGAAAUAUUUUGGUAUCACGUAACUUUUAGUCAUACUUACACGACACUGUAUAAGUACGGUAUAUACGUAUAGUUGUAUUAGAACAAAAAUAAUUUAAUAUUCGAGACAUCUUUCAUCUUCGCUCGACGUAAUUGUAUAAUUACGAAAAAAGAAAUUUUACGGGCGUCUGUGCAUCUCCGCCUUACAAUUAAUAAGAUUUACGAUAGCUGUAAAUUAACUUUCUAUUAUCUUGGAUGAGAGAGAAGUUUCCCAAUACGGUGUGGAGUGAAUUUUAUCGUACUACGAAAUUUCAUAAACUUUGUAGAUAAGCAUUGUGAGCAUUAGAAAUGUUAUACAAUUUUCAUUGUAAAGGUAUUGAUUAUAGAAUUAUUCUCUCCGACUUUUGGUAUAGCUGUAAGAUAGCGCAUACAUAAUCGCGCGUAAUAAACGUGGAACUACACAUGUAAUUGUUUUCUUUCAAAAUAAUUACCUGCGAACGAUUGUGCGCGGCCAUAUCGAUAGCUACAUUAGUACAUAUUUUGGUGUAUAUAUGGUGAUGAUUGGUGGUGGCGGUGGUGUGAUGGUUAAUAUACACGUGUAUUUAAAUAUAAAACGUGCCUUAUAUAAAUCCGUCACGAUGGAUUCUCGCAACUUCAACGUGACGUUUUGCAAUAAAAAGAGGAAUUGCA